This is a messenger RNA of Olea europaea var. sylvestris, 1159 nucleotides long. RefSeq lists its product as uncharacterized. The transcript has 7 exons. The record is from RefSeq and is a predicted model, not a curated record. Bases 104 to 592 code for a protein of 162 amino acids. Lineage: Eukaryota; Viridiplantae; Streptophyta; Magnoliopsida; Lamiales; Oleaceae.
CAAAGGCUAAUCAUUGUCGAUAUUUUUUGCUUAAAAUCUAACUUUGUCUGCAUUUUCUUGUUCUACGGAGAGAAAACUUCGACGCAAUUUUCACAGAACCAUCAUGUUAAUUAUGAUUCCACUUUUGUUUAUGCAUGAAAAGGAUCCAAAACAUUGUCAUCGAUCGGGCAACUCAGAUGUCCUUAUGGGGGAGAUGAAGUCAAUUCUUUAUGGUGUUGAUGAAUCCGAACUUGAUCCAGAAGCUUACUUGCAACUAACUAAAGAGUUCUUUAAAGACAAUACACUGCAGGUCGAGAAGUUGAAAGCUUUUCUGGGAGUAGAGCAGCCGCUGCUAUAUCACGGAAGGGAGAUGAAGAAUGCUGAGAAAUCGGGUGCUCUUGGUGUUACAAAUGGAGAUGUGGUGAUGAUGAUCUUAAAUGCUUCAACUUCUCGUGCUAGUAUAUCUCAGCAAGCAAGACCAUCGGGAACAUCUUUGUCAACUUCUUCAACAAAUAUUAAUCCGCAUACACCGAAUUCAGGAUUGUCCAGUAAAACUACUGGCACAUUCGAAAUACCACUUUCGAAUUCAACCUCCUCGCGUUUGGAUAAAUAAACUAUUCGAUUUUUGUGCUAAGUUCACACAAAUACUACACUAGCCAGAUAUGAGAACAAAAACUUCUAUGACCUAGGGUGAACAACAUAGGGAACUUUGGCUUCUUCAGCAUUCCCAAAUAUCAAGUGCACACUGUUUCAAUAUUAAGGAAAAAUACAACAAUGACCCAAAAAACGGAAUGUUAUCAAGUGCUUUUAGACUUUAGUUAACAUUUCAUACACAAAUUUUACGUCGUGUUGUUAAAAUUUACCAAUUCAGCAGGUCCUAUUAUAGAUAUGUAUAUGUAUAGCGUUAUUUAGCAGAUUCAAUUCUGCCUAAGGAAGCACUGAUCGUGGGAAAAACCUCUGUUGCAGAGUGCGGAGUACUAUAUGAUAACAUCUUUGGUACGACAAAUUGGAUGGAACCACGUUAUUAAAGUAGGAUAAGAAGUUAGAUUUUUUUUAACUUCUUGCACAUAAAGAUGAGUAAAUACUUGAUUCUGACUUUACAUUUGAGAAUAAUUUUCAGUUUAUGGUCGUGGUGUUCUAGAUUUUUGGCCAGAUAUGCAUCAUGGCAAUUGAGACAAAA